CCUAUAAUUUUUUUUCCGAAACAUCGCAAUAGUUUUAAGUAUCUAUAAUAGAUUGUUCCGGAUGUUUAUAUAUUGUUAUAAACCUGGUGAUGACACGGAUGGGGGUAGUGCUGUGUGUGUUCUUAGCCUACCCAAAUCGCCCCUGUCCAGCGCAGGACGAGCGGUCAACUGUGACCAGUGACAGUACACGCCAGUUCGGUAACGACCUGUGUGUAAAUAUUACGCACGCAAGUCACGGCGAUUGUGAUCAUUCUGAGUGGUCAAGAACGUUCCAUCCGAUUCUAGAAGGCCAGUAGGGACACUAUAUAAGAGCAAGUGUGUUUGAGUCAGGACACUUCACGUUACCUCGCAAUGUGACCAGUACGAGGCGAAGUUAGAAACAGCACGUCAGGCGGAGCAAGGCUAGGUUUUUGGACAGUUAGUGUAAUGUUUUUGCCGUUUGUACAGUGUUGUAAUGUAUUUGAAAUUAAAUUGCUACUGUUACUUUGGAGCCCUGAGGUGUGAGGUUCUUUAAGUUCAUUGUGUCGUGUGGUGCAGUUUGAAGAGAGCCUGGAUAGUAGGAGAGAUAUGUUACAACUGUUGUCAGAAGUGGGAUCGGAUCUACUAUGGCUCGUCUAAAACUUCUGUAUGAAUUUGAAAUGAAAGAACUGAGGCGAGAUUUCUGUGAUCGAGGGCUGAAGGCAAUCGGAAAGAAGGAAACCUUGCAAGCACGCCUUAGAGAAGAACUAAUUGAAGAAGGUGAAGAACCGAACACCUACCUGUUCAAGGUAGAACCCGAUGUAAGAGAGCUAUUGAUCACCUUUCAAGAACAGAUGUUGGCUGGCUUCCAGAAUGUGAUCAACGGUGACUUACAGAAAGAGACAGAGGAAGAAGAAAGAGAACACGUCUACAUUGCAACUGAAGCUUGUGCUGCAGACGUACCUGACAUGAGUGCCCCCAUCAGCCAGAUAGAACAAGACAACGUUGUGUCUUACCCCAAGCCUGUAGCUGAGGACAUUAAAGACAUCUGUCAAUUUACCAGUGCUGAUGAGAUUAACUCAAAUCCUGACGGCUGCACCCAGAUGUUUGGCACGAACUUCACGUGUCGAGCUAUUACACUAUUAUGUCCCUGUUCCUCGUAAUGGCCUCCAUGUCAUCAUAACUCUUGGUAUGCGUAAUUCAUUUUGUCGGAAAACAUGUCUCGCAAACCUUAUGCGGCGCUCUGUCACAACCUCACUAAGUUGUCGACUCCCAGUUCGGCAUAGGAUUUCCAUGAUUGAGACCCGGUCUCUAAAAUCCGUCUUCGCCAUUUUUGUUGAGCCACGUUUAGUCUUUUUUUAAAUUUCGGCAGAUGACUUCCAUGUUAU
This is a messenger RNA of Biomphalaria glabrata, 1346 nucleotides long. RefSeq lists its product as uncharacterized. Bases 606 to 1121 code for a protein of 171 amino acids. NCBI's taxonomy places the organism in Eukaryota, Metazoa, Mollusca, Gastropoda, Planorbidae. The record is from RefSeq and is a predicted model, not a curated record. The transcript has 2 exons.